GGAUAUCGUUUCAAGGCUCCAGAGCUGGAAUUGUUGAGUGGGAAGAAUCGUGAACGGAGGGUGCCCAGCUCACGAGUUGCAAGAUUUGCUCAGUUUGGUCAACUUGGUGUAAGCUUGGCCAUGGGUGCAGUGGCUGAAGUGGCUAAACGGACGUUGGGUAUAAGUAAAGUUCCGAAUUCUUCAGCAGAGAGCGAAAAAGUCGGCAUCAAGGAGAACCCUUUCAUGACAGAAGCAAAUGCUGAAAAGAUUGUACGCACACUGUGUCGAGUACGCGGUGCGGCAUUAAAACUGGGUCAGAUGCUGAGCAUACAAGGUUUGUCUUGGUAUAAGCGUUUGUUAGAUUUUUAA
Molecule: messenger RNA, 348 nt
Organism: Gongylonema pulchrum
Lineage: Eukaryota; Metazoa; Nematoda; Chromadorea; Rhabditida; Gongylonematidae
Source: the annotation of a GenBank genome assembly